This is a messenger RNA of Podospora pseudopauciseta, 1623 nucleotides long. RefSeq lists its product as uncharacterized. Bases 1 to 1623 code for a protein of 540 amino acids. The record is from RefSeq and is a predicted model, not a curated record. Lineage: Eukaryota; Fungi; Ascomycota; Sordariomycetes; Sordariales; Podosporaceae. The transcript has a single exon.
AUGGCAACAACAACAACCGAAACAAUAAACACUCACAAAAAGACCCUGCCGCUUAGUGGGGAAUACUGGGCCCAAUUUGAAGUUCCGCUUUCCUUACGGGUUCCACGAACACCAGGACCAAAUCAAACCGAAAUGCCAUCUAAACGCUUCAGCAUACCCCGUUUUUCUCUUCAACCGCGAGAUUCAUCGUCAUCCCUUUCCGAUGCAACUUCAAAGCCCACGCAGAAAAAGGAAAAAAUGCGCCACGACAAUCUCCCCCCGUUGGUCAUACCCCGAAGAAACUCCUCACACCAAGCUUUGCUUCUUCAACUCCAAGUCAUCUCCGUCCCAGGGGCAGUCACGCUGAAGAAAACCUCGUCGGACCAAUCAAUCCAAAAGCGACAACCCCAAAGACCUCAUCAACCCCCCUACCAACACUACCAACACGAACGAGUCUACAACAAACCAGCAACAGAUCCCUCUUCACAAAGGGUAUCCUCCGCCCAAUGCCCAGUCAUCAGACCGGUCCCCAUCCCCAUCCCCGACCUCCCACCCGUCCCCCCUGUCCCCCUCAGCAACUACCCCCCAAACUCCUCCACCACCCGCCGCCUUUCCCAGGUCAUCAAGCGAGCCCGCAGCAGGAGCAAAAGCCGGGACCGUCGCAAAUCCACCAAACCAGCCGAACCAAUCCCCGAAACCCCCUUUCUGGCCUCUGCACCCUACGGAACAGGCAACAAGCUCAACCCGGGCGCCCCCUUCUUGAAUGAUGCCCCUAUCGUCGUCGAGCCAGAAACCCCCUUUCUGGCGCUGAGACUAGAGAGGAACAUGAACGGUCCCUCUUUUGAAGACGACGAUUUUCUUGCCGUGAUGAGCAAGGGUGGUAAGACGCCGCCUGACUCGGCCAUGACGAUGGGGAGUUUCCUCUCGCAGUAUAAAUACCCGCCUGUGACGAAUCAACAGCGUCUGGUGCAGUCGCCUAUUGGGUAUGGCGAGGGGGAGGAUGCAAGGGCUGUUUUGCCUAGUCAGAGUCCGAAGAAGGGGUCUAGGGACUCAGAGUGGGUGCAGAAAGAGAAGGCGUUGAAACGGUCGAGUGCGGUUUGUGGUGGGGUGAGGAGCUUGAAUGAGAAGGAUGGUAUGAGUCCUCGGGUGGCGGGGAAUGGGUUUUCUGCUGGGGGAGGGAGGCCGGUGUCGUUGCCGCCGUGGAGUAAGAUUCUGCCGACGGGGCCAAGGAAGUCGGGGGAGGUGAAUAUGGCAGAGAUGUAUGCGAGGAUGGAUCCUGAGAGUGGCCAUGGGGCGAGGGGACAGGGGAGGGAGAAACAGCUGGUGGAAGUGAACGAGGAAAAGGCGGAGAGGAUGGAUAGCUUUAAUAGUGUUAUCUAUUCGGAGACGUGCGUGGCUCAUGAUUUGGAUGGGAGGGAAGAGUGGAGGAGGUCGAGGGCGGUUAGUCAGAAGGAACCGGAGCAGGAGUUGGUGGAUGAGUUUGGGGAGAGGGAAAAGGAUGCUUUGAAGGAGUUGUUAGAGUAUAUGGAUUCGAUUUUGGGACCGACUGACAAUCCUCCCAUGAGGUCGGGUGCCAGGUGUAUUGGUGGUGAUUGGAGCAAGGAGCAGAGUUGGUGGAGGGAUGUGAGGAGGAGCUUGCAGUAA